AUGAUACCCUCGAACACAAUAUGCGUGUCCCAAGAAGGCCCCGCGAACGCUUUAGCUCUAAACAAAGAUUGCUCGCAAGUUGUUAUAGCUGGGCGCAAUGUAUUUAAAGUGUUCUCAAUUGGUGAAAAUGAUUUUUCCGAAGUUUGCAACUUAAGAGUGGGAAAGAAUUUAAAUCUUAAUUUUUCAUCAAUUGAUGUGGCCUGGAGUACAAUAGAAGAAAAUACCUUAGCAACUGCAGCAACUAAUGGUGCAGUAGUUGUGUGGAACCUGGGCAGGUCUGGCAGAUCUAAACAGGAACAUGUCUUCUCAGACCACAAGAGAACUGUCAAUAAGGUCAGUUUCCAUCUAACUGAGCCAGCACUUCUCAUAUCUGGCUCUCAAGAUGGUAUGAUGAAAUGCUUUGACCUGCGAAUGAAAGAAGUUGCCAGGACUUUCAUAAGUAAUACAGAGUCUAUCCGAGACGUUCAGUUUAGUCCACACCAAGCAAACACUUUCGCCGCCGUCUCCGAGAACGGCAAUGUCCAGCUGUGGGACGUGAGGCGACAUGAACGGUGUCUUCUCCAGUUCACGGCGCACUCAGGGCCGGUUUUCGCUUGCGAUUGGCAUCCUGAGAUGCCCUGGCUGGCUACUGCUUCCAGAGAUAAAACUAUCAAGGUGUGGGAUAUAUACGGCAAACCUAAUUUGGAGCACACCAUAUACACCAUAGCGUCCGUGGGUCACGUCAAGUGGAGACCGCAGAAAAAGUACCAAGUAGCAUCUUGCGCGCUAGUCCUGGACUGCGCGGUCCACGUGUGGGACGUGCGUCGCCCACACGUCCCUCUCGCGACAUUCGCUGAACAUCGUGACGUUACAACUGCAAUCGCUUGGCUUGCCGAGCCACAGUCGUUUUUGUCUACGAGUAGAGACUGCAGCUUGUACCGUCACCGGUUCAGCGAGGCGGCGCACCCGGUGCUGUGGGCCAACCCCCAGAGCGUGUGCGUGUCGGCGCGGGGCGAGCUGGCCCACGCCGCCCCCGAGCGACCCCUGCCCGCCCCCACCAUGGCGCCCGCCGCGCCCGACCGACACGUGCCCGGACUAGGACGCAAACAUCCUACGGCGGGCGCACUAUCGAGUGCAGCUCAAGCACAACUAGAGAGAGCCUUCCCAGGAGGUGCUUCAUCGACUCUAUGCCGGUACCGAGCCGCUUCGGACCGGCCGACCGUGCCCAACGGUUUACCGCAAGCCGCCCUGCCCCAGGGCACAGAACCUCAGGGUAGAGCACUGCCACUAGACUCCCUGUUGCCCCAUGUUGCAUCGGAGCCUCGCGCUGCACCGUUACACUCGGCCCUGGUGUACUGCGCUCUCAACUAUAAAAUAAGAGGGGGCAGUCCACACGAGUUGGCGGCUCAUAAUGCUGAGGUUGCCAGGUCGCAAAAUAGACAUAUGGUGAGUCAUGUUUGGGAGAUAGUCCGCUGUGAGUACAGUUCGCGCGCGGCGGCAGGGCGGGGCACCCCCGCGCCGCCCCCGGCCCGUGACAGCCUGCCCACACGCCCCGAGCCGCCUCCGUUACCGCCCUACAACUACACUUACACCACCAAUGCUGUAGAAGAGGAACCCUUAGAAGAAGUGGAAGACUGGGCGGAGACACAGUUCCACAACAGUGGGGUGUUGGGCAAACCCACGUUGAGCAUAUACAUACCCCCGAACAAACAACCUGCACACGUUAGGAAUGAUGACUCAGCCGGCUGGGUGUCAGCCGCUUCAGCUCACUACGUGGACGUGGACGCUGUGGACUGGACCCUGCCUGAAGAGGCCUUCCCUCUAAGGACGGCUCCCCCGCCCCCGGCGCCGCAGCACCAUCAACAGAUUCACACGUCGCCAGUACACCACCAACACCAACAUCACGACGAGAAGGACCCCAUCCCGUCUCAUCGCGGCAAUGGCGGUGAUGGUAUGUCUCCUGGAGGCAGUUCCUCUCCAGGGUCGGGCUCAAGUGGUUCAGCGUGUACCGCGCCACCUAACCUUCAAGCACAUUACAACAAUAUACAGGCGGAGGGCGGGGCGGGCGAGGCGGGGGCGGGGGGCGCGCUGGCCGUGCGCGAGGCCGCGUGCUGGCGCGCGCCGCUGGAGCUGGCGCCGCUGCUGGCCGCGGCCCUGCGCGCGCACGCCGACCUGGGCGACGUGCAGACCGCCGCCGUCGUCAUGCUCGUGCUUCAGGACCACAGGAGUGACCUGUAUCCAUAUAUUGAGGAAAGUCUACAAGAGCAUUGGUUACUCGGUUACAUCGAACUGCUGCAGAGACAUAAAUUAUACAACGUUGCAACGGAGGUUGUCCGUUGCGCGUGGUUGAGCUCUGUGUGGGUGCUCUCGCAGCAGUCCACGGUGGUGGCGGUCUGCUGCGGGCGCUGCGGCCGCCGCACGAGACCGCACGCGCCCUGCGACUCCUGCCACCCGCUGCUGCGCCACACGCCGGACCUGUGCGCGGUGUGCCACCAGGUACCUGCCCCCCUCCUAUGUACAGUUAGGUGUCGCACGGCUCCUGCGACUCCUGCCACCCGCUGCUGCGCCACACGCCGGACCUGUGCGCGGUGUGCCACCAGGUACCUGCCCCCCUCCUAUGUACAGUUAGGUGCCGCACGGCUCCUGCGACUCCUGCCACCCGCUGCUGCGCCACACGCCGGACCUGUGCGCGGUGUGCCACCAGGUACCUGCCCCCCCUCCUAUGUACAGUUAGGUGCCGCACGCCUCCUGCGACUCCUGCCACCCGCUGCUGCGCCACACGCCGGACCUGUGCGCGGUGUGCCACCAGUUAGGUGCCGCACGCCUCCUGCGACUCCUGCCACCCGCUGCUGCGCCACACGCCGGACCUGUGCGCGGUGUGCCACCAGGUACCUGCCCCCCUCCUAUGUACAGUUAGGUGCCGCACGGCUCCUGCGACUCCUGCCACCCGCUGCUGCGCCACACGCCGGACCUGUGCGCGGUGUGCCACCAGGUACCUGCCCCCCCUCCUAUGUACAGUUAGGUGCCGCACGCCUCCUGCGACUCCUGCCACCCGCUGCUGCGCCACACGCCGGACCUGUGCGCGGUGUGCCACCAGGUACCUGCCCCCCCUCCUAUGUACAGUUAGGUGCCGCACGCCUCCUGCGACUCCUGCCACCCGCUGCUGCGCCACACGCCGGACCUGUGCGCGGUGUGCCACCAGUUAGGUGCCGCACGCCUCCUGCGACUCCUGCCACCCGCUGCUGCGCCACACGCCGGACCUGUGCGCGGUGUGCCACCAGGUACCUGCCCCCCUCCUAUGUACAGUUAGGUGCCGCACGCCUCCUGCGACUCCUGCCACCCGCUGCUGCGCCACACGCCGGACCUGUGCGCGGUGUGCCACCAGGUACCUGCCCCCCCUCCUAUGUACAGUUAGGUGCCGCACGCCUCCUGCGACUCCUGCCACCCGCUGCUGCGCCACACGCCGGACCUGUGCGCGGUGUGCCACCAGAUCGUUCGCGGUCUAUACGCCUGGUGUCAGGGAUGUUCUCACGGUGGUCACCUUCAUCACAUGCGCAAGUGGAUGGAACAGCACCAACUGUGUCCAGCUGGUUGCGGGCACACCUGUCAGCUUGGCUGACAUCAGCACCCUGA
Messenger RNA from Arctia plantaginis, 3612 nucleotides. The record is from the annotation of a GenBank genome assembly. NCBI's taxonomy places the organism in Eukaryota, Metazoa, Arthropoda, Insecta, Lepidoptera, Erebidae.